Messenger RNA from Arachis duranensis, 860 nucleotides. RefSeq lists its product as uncharacterized. The transcript has 3 exons. Bases 125 to 628 code for a protein of 167 amino acids. Lineage: Eukaryota; Viridiplantae; Streptophyta; Magnoliopsida; Fabales; Fabaceae. The record is from RefSeq and is a predicted model, not a curated record.
UAAGGUGCAAAGUGUAAUUUAACUGAGAGAACCAAGGUCGAUCUUGUCUUUUUACUUGGAGAUGUAAAGAAACGAGCAAGAGGAAGAAAUUGGGUGUACGUUGUUGUGAUUGAGUAGAUGAAGAAUGAACGUGAUUAGGCAGAGAUUGAUGCACACGCUUCGGCGCGAUGGCCCAACAGAAACACUGAAGAGGAAGGCAUUGGAAUUGGAGAAGAAGAGGAAGACGAGGAAGCCCAAGUGCAAGGAACAGUUCAUCGUCGAAGUCCCCGAAAACUUGUCGUACCUCGACACCGCCACCAUGCCCAUGGUUGUCGCCGCCGUCGGCAUCGUAGUCCUUGCCAAGCUCCUCAUGAUGUAUGAUGAAUCAAGGGCCCAGGAGUUGCUGGAGAGGAAGAUCAAGCAUGCUCCAGCUGGUCAGGGAAGUGUGAGAAUGCUGAGCCGCGAGGAGUGGGACAAGGUUCGAGAACUCCGGCCUAGGACCCCGUUUGAGUCCAAGCUUGCCCGCCCUAAUGCCAGAAUCAGAACCGGAGAACCCUUGCGUCUUGAGGACUUGAAGGAUUGGACCAUUGAUGUUUUCAUGGAUGGUGUUACCAGAGCUGAAGAUUGCGGGAAACGCGGUUCUUUAUAAUUUCUCCUGGGUUAUAAGCUUGUCUUCUCUAAUUGCCCUUUCUUUUGUUCAAUCUCCGUUAGUGUUGCACCAAGUUGAUGCUCGAAAUUUUAUACUGUAUUUCAUCCCCCUAUGCCAAACACAUUUUUGAUAUAAGGAAUGGUUUAUGUUUCGUUGCAAUGGCAUAAAAUUGUCCCAACUCAUAAUAACUACUUUGGUUACCUUCCUUUUUACCCAAGGAAAUUGCAUAGAA